Molecule: messenger RNA, 1606 nt
Organism: Branchiostoma floridae (Florida lancelet)
Lineage: Eukaryota; Metazoa; Chordata; Leptocardii; Amphioxiformes; Branchiostomatidae
Product: glutenin, low molecular weight subunit-like
Exons: 3
Coding region: 209-919 (236 amino acids)
Source: RefSeq, a predicted model, not a curated record
CUUCACUGUGCGCUCAUUGGUUGAUCAUGAAUCACGUGAUUUCCCUCCAACCAUAUAAAUACAGAACAGACCACCUAUCUGCCUCUCUUUAGAUUCAUCCGCGUAGCCGAGCAGCUGGUGUGAGGAACCCUGUUCGUAGAGAGCAUUGUCUGUGCAACCACGUUUUUUCCACGCUCUGAGUUUGACUGUGUACGAGAAAAGUUUCAGUAUGUCUCAAGCACCGAGUGUUCCUACCGGAGGGCAGUUGCCGCCUAGGAUGCAGCAAGUUCCGAGGGUAGCAGCCCUGCAACCGGCAGCUCCGGGGAUACCAGUACAGCAGCAGCAACCACCACCGCAGGCCCCGGCGGCCCAGCAGCAGGCGCCGGCUGCCCAGCAGCAAUCUCCGGCGGCCCAGCAGCAGGCGUUACCGGCGCAGCAGCAGCACGCUCUACAAGCGGCACAACAGGCACCGCAGGCUGCACAGCAGGCACCGCAGGCGGCACAGCAGGCACCGCAGGCGGCACAGCAGGCACCGCAGGCGGCACAGCAGGCACCGCAGGCGGCACAGCAGGCACCGCCGGCCCAGCAAGUUCAGGGGGCCCAACAGCAAGUGGUGCAGGGACAAGUCGCAGGAGGACAAAACCAACAGGCCUGGGACAUCAGGGCGGAGUUUCUGGCGCUGAGGCAACAGAUCGACCGCUUGCAAGGACGGUCGGUUGAUGGUAUAAAAGACGAGAUCCUCCUACUAGCGGCAAGGCCUUUGGCGGCCUUUGAUCAUCGUAGGGCAGUGGCGUUGUUGGAGACACUUGCAAACCAGGCACGGAUGCAGGGACACCCCAUGGCUGAGGAAUACGAAAUUAUCCUACAACGGGUAGCUAGAUCACCGCGCUUUAAAGACUUGCUUAUGGACCUCCUCGGAUCGCCAAUACUAAAAAAGUAAAUAAGAGUAUGGCUGGCUGCUUUAAAACACUGAAUGCAAUGUCAGAGGUCUUUGAGUGUGAAGACCAAGGGGAGACCAUGUUGUAUAGUAGGGCGAAUAGACCGAAUACUGCUAAUAGGUUUGAGCCGUACAGGAAUCAAAGUCCGAGGAGGUCUAGUGGUGGUAGGAGAAACCGAGGCCCCCGCCCAGAGGAUGAGUGUCAUAGGUGUGGGCAGAAGGGACAUUGGGCUAGAGGGUGUACUAACCCAAAGAAAAAACAAUAAUGUAUUUUGUGACAUGUACGAAGAUGUUUGAUGGCUCUCGGGAAGAAGUAUUGAAGUGUUUUCAUGGCAAAGGAUAAAAGAAGGGUGGUUUGUCUCACAAAUGGUAGUAUUGAAGUGUAUUUCAUGCCAUGUACAGAAGAGAUGUGAUGAGUAUCAAACUAAAGGAUUGGAGUUGAUGUUGACAUUGCUGAAACAUGAGGCGUGUUUGUAAAUUUCUUUUUUUGUGUUGCUCUUUUGUUUUUGUUUUUGGUUGAUUUCUUGUAAGCCUGGCAGUGUACAUUGUUGGAAAAUUCAGAUUGUGCUGUGUAUUUUGAAAUGUUGAGAUGUGAGGGGAACCUCAUAUGAGUUGCAAAGGUUGUGCGGAAAAUGGAAAUUGACUUGGACUGGACUGGAUCAUGAUUAUGAUUAAAACUGUGGCAAUAUA